Messenger RNA from Hevea brasiliensis (rubber tree), 1041 nucleotides. RefSeq lists its product as uncharacterized. The record is from RefSeq and is a predicted model, not a curated record. NCBI's taxonomy places the organism in Eukaryota, Viridiplantae, Streptophyta, Magnoliopsida, Malpighiales, Euphorbiaceae. The coding region runs from base 1 to 1041 and encodes 346 amino acids. The transcript is spliced from 5 exons.
AUGCGUGAUGGAUGGAGUGAUCCCCAGAGGAGGCCUUUGAUUAAUUUUAUAGUUGUUUCUGAGUCUGGCCCCAUGUUUAUCAAAUCUAUAGAUUGUUCUAGUGAAGUGAAAAAUAAGCAAUUUAUUGCUAAUUUGCUAAAAGAAGUAAUUGAUGAGGUGGGUCAUCAAAAAGUGGUACAAGUCAUUAUUGAUAAUGCUUCAAAUUGUAAAGAAACUAAUGAAGAAACUUAUGAUGUGUAUCACUCGAUCACUGAAAUCCAUGGGGAUGCUUUGCAAAUCAAGAAUUUUAUAAUGAAUCAUUCCAUGAGGCUUGCAAUUUAUAAUUGGUUUAGCCCUUUGAAAUUGCUUUCAGUUGCUGACACUCAUUUUGCUUCUAUUGUUGUGAUGCUUAAAAGAUUUAAACUCAUUAGGUAUGCUUUAGAAGCAAUGGUUAUGAGUGAUCAAUGGGCACAAUACGGAGAAGAUGACCAAGGCAAAGCUAGAUUUGUUCAUGAUAAAGUGGUGGAUGAGGAUUGGUGGGAAAAUGGUAAAGAAGUUAUUUUUGAUCAUGAAAGAAAGCAAGCAGAUGGGUUUUCUCCUUUCUAUUAUGCGGUUCAUCGAAUUCUUGUUGAUUGUUGGGCAGAAAGCAACACUCCCUUUCUUUGUUUGGCUCAUUCAUUAAAUCCACGGUUUUAUAGUGAAAAAUGGCUUCAAGAGGGAGAAGGUAGAGUGCCUCCUCAUAUGGAUGGAGAAGUAUCAACUAAAAGAAUUAAAUGCUUUAGGAGGAUUUUUUCUAAUGAAGAUGAGCAAAUUAGAGUAAAUGAUGAAUUUGCAAAUUUUUCUUUGAAAAGUGGACCUUUUGCAAAUCUUGAUUCUAUUGGAAGUAUGUAUGCUACAGAUCCUAGGAAGUGGUGGGCAUGUUUUGGUUCCAAUGCACCUUUACUUCAAAGAGGGAAUAAAUUAACUCCAAAACGUGCAGAGGACUUAGUUUUUAUCCAUAAUAAUCUUCGUCUUCUGUCGAGAAACUCCUCCCAAUAUUAUGAUGAGAAGACAAGAUUGUGA